Molecule: messenger RNA, 1281 nt
Organism: Trichomycterus rosablanca
Lineage: Eukaryota; Metazoa; Chordata; Actinopteri; Siluriformes; Trichomycteridae
Product: dual specificity phosphatase 29-like
Exons: 3
Coding region: 117-818 (233 amino acids)
Biological process (GO): negative regulation of MAPK cascade; protein dephosphorylation
Cellular component (GO): cytoplasm
Molecular function (GO): MAP kinase phosphatase activity; protein tyrosine/serine/threonine phosphatase activity
Source: RefSeq, a predicted model, not a curated record
GGCUCUUUCAAUGUCAUCUGAUUUAUUACUAGGUGAUUUUAAUUUAUUUUGAACGUGUUUACUGUGACAGGUACAUAUUCCAUGUCUCCUCAGCUUGACCUUGAACAAGAGGAAAGAUGGCAUCAUGCAAAGGGAAGUUCCGACUAAAGUCUGAGGUUCCUGAGAAGAAAGAGGAAUGUGAAUAUGUGACACCCACUAACUAUGAGCUGGAGAAGCUGUUGACCCGUGGCAGUGUUGCCUACACACACGUGAACGAAGUCUGGCCCAGCGUCUUCAUAGGUGACGAAGAGACAGCGCGGGACCGUUUCGGACUACAGAAGUUGGGCGUGACUCACGUACUGAACGCAGCUGAGGGUCUAAGGAACAGCGUGUGUACCGGAGCGAGUUACUAUAGCGACCUGAACAUGGAGUACCAUGGCAUCGAGGCGGAGGACGUACCCUCCUUCAACAUCAGUGUGCACUUCUUCACUGCAGCUGACUAUAUGAGACACGUCCUGACCAACACACAAAACAAACUCCUAGUGCACUGUGUAAUGGGACGCAGCCGCUCGGCCACUCUGGUCCUGGCGUACCUGAUGAUUGAGGAGAAGAUGACGCUGGUGGAGGCCAUAGAACAGGUGAAGAGGCGCAGGAGGAUCCUCCCGAACUGGGGCUUCCUGAAGCAGCUGAAGGAGCUGGACAGCUUCCUGCAGGAGCAGAGACGUGAACACACCAACACUUCUGCGGCUGAGGGGACUGGGAGCACUGGAAGAACUGGGCCUGUACCACAACUGAUAGGACAACUUGAUAACAAGCCAGGUCUUUUUGUCCAGUAUUAGUUCCAGUGUCCAAAAAUGUUCUUUUCAAUGAGCUGAAACAAAUUUUAACACCCUCCUUCAACCUUUCCCAAAGAGUGAAGGCUGUUAUAGGCACAAAAGGAGGGAGUGGAUUAUAUAAUAAUGUAAAUGGUUUUGGAAUGGCAUGUCCAACAUGUUUAUAGUGAGAUCUGUAUAGUUUACGCUUUCAGACAUUUAGGUUUCAUGAUUAGCUAUUGAUUGUAGCUUUUUUAAUGUAUUUUAUUAUACUGUAAUUUCAUUUGCAAGUUUUAUUAUUUAUCCUGGGCUAUUUUUUUUUUUUUUUUUUUUGUAUAUAUGCAAAUUUUACUAGCAUGCUAUAGUUUGUACACUGUCUGCUUAGUGUUUUGUGUACUGUAUUGUCUGUAUAUUGUACAUCGAGAGCCACCAACAGUCAAAAAACAAAUUUCUCAUACAUGCAAACAUACUGAGGUUCAGCAUGUACUCU